Messenger RNA from Sphaerodactylus townsendi, 1011 nucleotides. RefSeq names its product nucleolar protein 4-like. The transcript is spliced from 5 exons. The record is from RefSeq and is a predicted model, not a curated record. The annotation marks the transcript as partial. NCBI's taxonomy places the organism in Eukaryota, Metazoa, Chordata, Lepidosauria, Squamata, Sphaerodactylidae.
AUGCGGCCGUUCCGCCUCCCAGAGGACGGGGCGCUGCGUGCCACCGAUGCACCCCUCAAUAUUUUGGAUGACUCCUCUUCGGAGAGCUGCAGCGGCAACGGCUCGUCCACCCUGAACCCCUCCACCUCGAGCAGCACCCAGGGGGAUGCCGCCUACCCGGAGAUGAACGGGAAUGGGGCCGCAGCCCCCAUGGACUUCAGCGCCUCCACCGAGGACCAGCCCAUCAACCUGUGUGACAAGCUGGCCCCCGCCCACGCCACGCCCUCCUACCCGUCGGACAGCUGCAGCGCCGACGGCCUGCGGAGCCGGACAAAGUAUGCGACGAAGAGCACCGGCGAAUCACCCCCGUACAGCUCUGGCAGCUACGACUCCGUCAAGACCGAGGUCAGCGGCUGCCCGGAAGACCUAACUGUCGGCCGAGCCCCCACCGCAGACGAUGACGACGACGACCAUGACGAUCACGAAGACAACGACAAGAUGAACGACUCGGAAGGGAUGGACCCGGAGCGGCUGAAGGCCUUCAAUAUGUUUGUCCGCCUCUUUGUGGAUGAGAACCUGGACCGGAUGGUCCCCAUCUCCAAGCAGCCCAAAGAGAAGAUCCAGGCCAUCAUCGAGUCCUGCAGCAGGCAGUUCCCCGAGUUCCAGGAGCGAGCUCGCAAACGCAUCCGCACUUACCUCAAAUCCUGCCGCCGCAUGAAGAAGAACGGCAUGGAAAUGACCAGGCCUACCCCGCCCCAUCUGACCUCAGCCAUGGCCGAAAACAUCCUGGCAGCCGCCUGCGAAAGCGAGACGCGGAAAGCAGCCAAGAGGAUGCGGCUAGAGAUCUACCAGACAUCGCAGGUACGGGGCCCUGAAGCCGGCAGAACGUCCGGGGCGAGGUCAGCGGCGAGCGCUCCCGGGAGAUCUUGCCGCUUCUCCUCCGCGAACUCGUUCCUCCGGCUCCUUGACUGCAGCCUAGUCCGCGGAGCCUCGAAAAGCGGCAAAACUUCCACGCAGAGACGGCACUGCCCC